AUGCAGUCUCAACUUGAAAGUGAACAUUUAGCAUUACGUACCAAUAUUAUUUCAAUUGAUCGACCAGAUUCAUCACAGCUUGUUGAUCUUCAUGUUUAUAUAAUACCAAAAAAUGUUUGGAAAAAUCGUCAAAAUUUAGCAGAAAAUGAAACAAUGGAACAAGCUAUAUCAGCUGGUUUUGUUCAUGUGCCACAAAAUUUGACUAUACAUGAGCUACGUCAAAAUAUUCUUAAAAUUUGUGGUCAAGAUGAUCAAUUUCCAAGAGAUUUUAUUUAUCUAAGAAGUGUUGGUCGAUGUUUAACUAAAGUAAAACCUCAACAAGAAACAGAUCUACGAGUGAAAAAUUAUCGACCACCGAUGACAUUUGCACCGGAAAUUUAUAUUCUGGAAGGACAUCAUGAUGAUGAAUCCUCAACACCAACCAAUGCAAAAAGUUAUCUUUUUCGUGAAUCACCUAUUCAUCGAUCGUUAAUGACUCCAUUACAGUUGACUACAAGUCGUCAACAAAGUUGGACUAAACCUAUUGUUGCUCCACCACUACCAUUAUCAACAAUAACAUAUCGGUCAUUAGUUCAUUCUGGUGAUCGAAAAAACUCAAUAAAUCUUAAUGAACCUGCUCUUUCCUCAUAUUCAAACUUUUCAACAGCUUCCGGUACACUUACUGCCAGAGAGUUAGCAAAAUUAAGAGAAGAACAAGAACGUCUUCGUUUACGUCAAAUUGAAUUAGCUCGACAACGACGUGAAAUCGAACAAGAACAACAAAGACGUGAAAAAGAAUUACUUGUAAAAAAAGAAAAUCGAUUUCGAGAACAACGACAAAAAGAAGAAGAAGAAGAAGCAGCUGUUCGAAUUCAAGGAGCCUAUCGAAAUUAUCGAAAUCGACGUAAAUUAAAAGAACAAAAACAACGACACACUGAAGACAAUGUACAUCAUGAUAAUCAAAGAAUAUCGAAUUUUGUUAACUAUCGAGGAUUGUGGUCACCAGAACCAGACGAACGACGAAUACCAUCGUCGAUUGAACAGAGAAAUGUACAUUCAACACCAUUAGAUAGGUAUCGAAAAUGGCGAAAUGAACAUCAAUGGUCAGCGUCAUCUUCUGUUAAAAGCGAAAAUAUCAACACAAAAAAAUCUGAUGCCAAUCAGUCUUUUGGCUUUUCUUCUUUCAGACAUGCUGCUAAUGAACUUGAACGUUUACAAAAAGAAGCGCGUGAGUUAGCUCGUCGUAAAGCUGAAGAAGCACAUGCUGAAGAACUCAAUGCUCAUGAUGUUGUGCAACUUUCAAAUCAUCUUCAAGAACUAAAAACAAAACGUACUGCAUUGGAAGCAGCUCGUGAAACCAUUAUUCGUCAAAUGCAACAGUUACAUGCUCAAAUUGCUGUUCGUCGAAAAGAAGAAAGAGAUGUAUGGAAACAAAGAUAUCUUAUAGAAAAGAAAAAAACAGCUGCACUUGAAGAACGAGGUCGACUGACAUUGAAUGAACAAUCAGAUAUAAAUACUGAACUUGAACAAGCUAAAAUUCGUUUGAAUAAUAGCACAAAACUUCGACAACAAGCCGAAAAUGAAUGUCAGCUUUUGAGAGAAGAAUUACAAAAAAUUCGUUCAAAUAUGAAUAAUUUAGAAAACCAACCAUUAUCAAAAGAACCAUCUCCUGUACAACAAAAACAGCAAACUAUACCAAUUUCUCUUGACAUUACAUUGCAAUAUUAA
Messenger RNA from Rotaria sp. Silwood1, 1707 nucleotides. The record is from the annotation of a GenBank genome assembly. Lineage: Eukaryota; Metazoa; Rotifera; Eurotatoria; Philodinida; Philodinidae.